This is a messenger RNA of Mesocricetus auratus (golden hamster), 1439 nucleotides long. Its product is annotated as bromodomain-containing protein 3-like. Lineage: Eukaryota; Metazoa; Chordata; Mammalia; Rodentia; Cricetidae. Gene Ontology annotation, biological process: regulation of DNA-templated transcription; chromatin remodeling. The transcript has a single exon. Bases 1 to 1350 code for a protein of 449 amino acids. Gene Ontology annotation, cellular component: nucleus; chromatin. The record is from RefSeq and is a predicted model, not a curated record.
AUGUGGUAUCUGAGAAAGGGUAGGCAUGUCUUAAUAUCAGAAAACAGAGACGGUGAGGUCCCACAGCAUGCUGGUAAAAAGGGGAAGCUGUCAGAGCACCUGCGGCACUGUGACAGCAUCCUCCGGGAGAUGCUGUCCAAGAAGCAUGCGGCCUAUGCAUGGCCCUUCUACAAGCCAGUGGACGCUGAGGCACUGGAGCUGCAUGACUACCAUCACAUCAUCAAGCACCCCAUGGACCUCAGCACAGUCAAAAGGAAAAUGGACAGCCGUGAGUACCCAGAUGCACAGGGCUUCGCAGCUGAUAUCCGGUUAAUGUUCUCGAAUUGUUAUAAGUACAACCCUCCAGACCAUGAAGUGGUGGCCAUGGCCAGAAAGCUACAGGAUGUGUUUGAGAUGAGGUUUGCCAAGAUGCCUGAUGAGCCUAUGGAGGCACCUGCGCUGCCUGCGCCCACAGCCCCUAUAGUGAGCAAAGGUGCUGAGAGCAGUCGUAGUAGUGAGGAGAGCUCUUCAGACUCUGGCAGCUCAGACUCAGAGGAGGAGCGAGCCACUCGGCUGGCCGAGCUGCAGGAGCAGCUGAAGGCCGUGCAUGAACAGCUGGCCGCCUUGUCUCAGGCCCCAGUGAACAAACCAAAGAAGAAGAAGGAGAAGAAGGAAAAGGAGAAGAAGAAGAAAGACAAGGACAAGGACAAAGAGAAGGAGAAGCACAAGGCCAAGUCUGAGGAGGAGAAGAAGGCCAAGGCCACCCCACCAGCCAAGCAGGCCCAGCAGAAGAAGGCUCCCACCAAGAAGGCCAAUAGCACAACCACAGCCAGCAGACAGCUAAAGAAGGGUGGCAAGCAGGCGUCUGCGUCCUAUGACUCAGAAGAGGAGGAGGAAGGCCUGCCCAUGAGCUAUGAUGAAAAGCGUCAACUCAGUCUGGACAUCAACCGACUGCCUGGCGAGAAGCUAGGCCGUGUGGUGCACAUCAUCCAGUCCCGGGAGCCCUCGCUCAGGGACUCAAACCCAGAUGAGAUUGAAAUUGACUUUGAGACUCUGAAGCCAACCACGCUACGGGAACUGGAGAGAUAUGUCAAGUCUUGUUUACAGAAAAAGCAGAGGAAACCAUUGUCAACAAGCGGGAAGAAGCAGGCAGCCAAAUCUAAAGAGGAGCUAGCUCAGGAGAAGAAAAAGGAGCUGGAGAAGCGGCUGCAGGAUGUCAGCGGGCAACUGAACAGCAAGAAACCCACGAAGAAAGAGAAGUCCAGCUCAGCGCCCUCGGGAGGCCCAUCAAGGCUCAGCAGUAGCAGCUCCUCUGAGUCUGCAAGCAGCAGCUCCAGUGGGUCCAGCUCCGACAGCAGUGACUCAGAGUGAAAUUGGACUGUAACAGCUGGACAAACGGACGUGGCACACGCCGACUGCAGUGUCCCCUCCUAUGGUUAAUAUACUUUCGUUCCAUGGUG